CCAUCACUCAGAGGAAUACUUAGUGCUUUUUCUGGUAUAGCUUCAACUGCUGGCAUUUUCAUGAUCUAUUUGUUAGGCUCAUUCAUUUCAUGGCGUCAAGUGGCUUACGCUUGUGCACUCAUUCCAAUACUCAACAUUUUGGUGGCACUUUUCGUCCCAGAGGCGCCAAUUUGGUUGAUUUCAAAACAACGUUCGGAAGAGGCACAGAAAUCAUUGCAAGUACUACGAGGAUGGGUUUCAACCGAGAGUAUUUCAGCCGAAUUUCGGCAAUUGAAAAAUAUUGGUGAAAUUUCGGUGUCAUGUUCAAAUUGCGAAAAAUCGGGCAGUAAAUGUGAUCAUGCACCGCCAACAUUAUCGGACAAACUCAAAGACAUGACCAAAAAGCGAACACUCAAACCAUUUACAUUGAUUACAAUUUUGUUCCUCUUCAUGCAAUUCUCUGGGAUGUUCGCAAUGCGACCUUAUAUCGUACAAAUUAUAAACGUUCAUGGCAUUUCACUUGAUGCAAACUUCACCACCAUUCUUCUUGGCGUCCUUGGAAUUUUGGCGAAUGUUUUCAUUGUAUUCACAAUUCAAUCGCUGGGUAAACGAAGAAUUUAUCUUUAUUCGAUGGUCGGUAAUUUUGUCAGCAGCUUUGGAUUGAGCAUUUAUGGAUGGUACUUCUUCUCACCUGGAUGGUCUUCGAUCGAUGUUGGUACUACGGGCAACUCUACACAUAGCCUAGAAUCGAUCCGCGAAACCGUUGGCAACUAUAAUUACUUUGCGCUAGCCAUGUUUUUAAUUAUGCAGUUUUGUGUUUCGGUCGGUGUUUCCUCUGUUCCGUACAUUAUGAUGAGCGAGGUGUUCCCAUUCAAGUCACGGUCAUUUUAUUGUGCAUUGGCUAGUACAAUAAAUCAACUCUUUGCAUUCAUCGCAACCAAAACGUACUAUGACUUUGAGAGAUGGCUUUCAUUGCCCGGGGUGAUAUGCUUUUAUGGUGCUAUUGGCGUUGUUGGAUUCAUACUGAUGUCAUUUAUGCUGCCGGAAACGGAGAAUCGUUCAAUGGAGGACAUCGAAUUACACUAUUCGGACAACAAACGCAGCAUUUUUGAUAUCAAUAUUAGUAUCAAUGCAACAAAUGACCUACAAUCAAAAGAUGGCAAAGAGAAAUUUUAAU
Messenger RNA from Sitodiplosis mosellana (orange wheat blossom midge), 1156 nucleotides. RefSeq names its product facilitated trehalose transporter Tret1-2 homolog. The record is from RefSeq and is a predicted model, not a curated record. Gene Ontology annotation, biological process: transmembrane transport. Gene Ontology annotation, molecular function: transmembrane transporter activity. The transcript has 4 exons. Lineage: Eukaryota; Metazoa; Arthropoda; Insecta; Diptera; Cecidomyiidae. Gene Ontology annotation, cellular component: membrane. The coding region runs from base 61 to 1155 and encodes 364 amino acids.